Puccinia triticina is the source of this 1263-nucleotide messenger RNA. RefSeq lists its product as uncharacterized. The coding region runs from base 1 to 1263 and encodes 420 amino acids. The transcript has 2 exons. The record is from RefSeq and is a predicted model, not a curated record. NCBI's taxonomy places the organism in Eukaryota, Fungi, Basidiomycota, Pucciniomycetes, Pucciniales, Pucciniaceae.
AUGUCUGAUUCGGAAGGAGGGUCUUCAGUCGCCUCAGAGUGGACUUCCAGUCACUCAAAGACAGAUCGUGUCCGGGAGGAGCUUGAAGGAAUGUCUUGGCAGUUCAGGACGGCACUGGGUGCAACAUACCGGCCAGACGCAAAUGAUGAGAUGAUAGAUGAACGGAUCGGGAGGAACGAGCUGAUUGAAAAACUGGAAUCGAACCUUCUGCCUUCACUCAAAGACCACAUCACUGCGCUCUUGCUCUUACUCGACGUAGAAAAUUUGGGAGAGCAGCCACGCCGAAACCUCGAUUCAGUUUCGGAACUCAUACCCAAGAUCUAUGACACCCUGAAGAAAACAACUCUUGCUGUCGAGUCUGUUUCUGCCCCGUUCGAAGGAGUCUUCACCAGUCACCGGAAGUUGGGGCGAUGCAAAGAAUUCAGAUGUUAUCGAUUGCACACAAGAGUCCAAAUUAUUAUCACAUCACACCUUUGCCGCCUGAUCGGAAGCGGUGCGGAGUUCAUGCGAUCAUGCAGCCUCUCAUGUCAGAAUCCAGAAAGCUUGAAACAUCGGAGGAGAACCUUCGAAUGGGGAGAAAAAAUACGGACGAGAGCAGAUAGCUGCUAUCGGGUAAUCGAUCAGACAAUCAAAUGGUCCAAAAACUCCGACUUGGCUAUUCUACAAGACGAUUGGUUAGAGGCGGAAGAAUUGGUCAAUGAUACAUUGGAACAUCUAACGAAACUUGGCGAUCCAAUCACAGAUCUCAAUUACGAACGGGCUUCAAUCAACGAGCCAGAGAAGACGAUGGCCGCGAAAAAAUAUAAUGCCCAAGUUGCUAGAUUGACCAUACCAAUCGUCAAGUUAACAAGAAUCUUUUUGUAUAAAAUGUCGAAUGCGACUCCCAAGAAAGUAUCGUUUACUUUAGAUCCAGAGGUCGAUUCAAAAUCCCUGAAUCUGUUAAGUGAACGUCCAAUCGAAGUUGCUAAGCGUCUUGCACGCUUUACGACAAUCUUGGCCAAACACCAGGAAGAAGACACGCGGGUUACUCUUGAUGGAAACCGGCACUCCAAUCCAUUCCUCUCAAUCCGUGAACUUCUCGAAUCCACCUUACUUCUUCUUGCUUUCUAUCUCACUCCUUUGCCUGCUGCAGUUGAUGACCAUUCUCCUCGACCCCAAAAUCAGUUCAAGCUCUGGUUUUUUGAUCUACAAUCUCUAUACCAAAAGGCAACGGACCACAUGUCCGACACUCUUUUUCCCUCCCAACAUUUCGACUUUGAAUAA